CAAGACCUUUUUCACCAAAUACAACGUGUGACAAUUGCGCGGAAUGGUACAGAAAAUGGUUAUUAGUUAAUUUAGUUGAAAUAUGGAAAAGAAAAGUUUGUAUUAAUUGGUGCUAUUACACACAACUUGCUUGUCCACAUUUGGCAACAAAUAAAGUUGUGGAGUUUGCCGGUCAUCCUGUUUUUUUAUGUAGAGGUAGGCACUAUUAAUGUUUGGUGUUAAUAUUUGUCAAGGAGCCAAUUUUACGAAUUUUAUUUGUGUUCAAAACUUGAAUGAAAAUACUUUUUAAUUUUUUCCGAAACAAUUAUUCAAAUUUUCGAGGAAAAAAUAAAAAAUAAUCUCGGUGAGGUAUAAAUGUUAAAUAAAUUUUUAAAGAUCAAAUGCUUUCGACAACAAAAUCAACAAGCGCUCUCGACUGCUCUUGUCUUCAUCCCUGUGAUUUGAUACGCAACAAAAUUGCUCAAUUCACCGUUGAAUCUGAACAAUUCAAUUCUUCUUCUGCUAAAAAACAACCAAUAACAACGACAUUCGAUUUCUUUCAUGUUUCUGCUUAUUGCCAAAAAAGAGAAAAGCGUUGCCAUGCAAAAACAAUUACCAAAAAGAAAAAUUAG
This is a messenger RNA of Meloidogyne enterolobii, 611 nucleotides long. The record is from the annotation of a GenBank genome assembly. NCBI's taxonomy places the organism in Eukaryota, Metazoa, Nematoda, Chromadorea, Rhabditida, Meloidogynidae.